This is a messenger RNA of Chenopodium quinoa (quinoa), 741 nucleotides long. RefSeq lists its product as uncharacterized. Bases 1 to 741 code for a protein of 246 amino acids. The record is from RefSeq and is a predicted model, not a curated record. Gene Ontology annotation, molecular function: zinc ion binding; nucleic acid binding. NCBI's taxonomy places the organism in Eukaryota, Viridiplantae, Streptophyta, Magnoliopsida, Caryophyllales, Amaranthaceae. The transcript has a single exon.
AUGAAAGACCCACAAAUCCUUUGGAGUAAUCUAAAGGAAAGGUAUGACCACCAAAAAACAGUAAUACUACCUAGAGCUCGUUAUGAUUGGUUGAAUUUGAGAUUGCAAGAUUUUAAAUUUGUUAGUGAGUAUAACUCAGCUAUGUUUAAAAUAACUUCUCAAUUGAAAUUAUGUGGAGAAAAUAUUACUGAUGCAGAAAUGCUUGAAAAGACAUACUCCAUUUUCCAUGCUAAUAAUAUUGUAGUGCAGACACAAUAUAGAGAAAAAGGAUUUCAAAAAUAUUCUGAAUUAAUAUAUUGUCUUCUUGUGGCCGAGCAAAAUAACGAGCUGUUAAUGAAAAAUCAUGAAUCAUGUCCUACUAGCUCUACUCCAUUCCCUGAAGCGAAUGUGACAACCCAUAACGGGAAAGAAACUAAAAACAGAGACCACGUCGGCAUUAGUGGUCGAGGUAGAGGUCGUGGCCAAUGGAGCGGCUGGGGUCGUGGACGAGGAUAUGGUAGAGGUUGUGGAGGUCAUUUCACAAACUCACAUUCCCACCAGAAUUGGGAAUGUAGGGAUGAUAAAGAGAAAAGUGAUACCAAUAUAUGUUACCGUUGUGGAGGAAAAGGCCAUUGGUCUCGGGUUUGUAGAGCUCCAAAGCAUCUUGUUGAACUUUACCAAGAAUCAUUGAAGAAAGGAAAGAAAGUUGAGGCAAACCUUGUUCUUGAAGAUGGAGAAGGUUAUAUUGAUUUUUGCAAUUGA